This is a messenger RNA of Solanum dulcamara, 982 nucleotides long. Its product is annotated as UPF0548 protein At2g17695-like. The coding region runs from base 188 to 655 and encodes 155 amino acids. NCBI's taxonomy places the organism in Eukaryota, Viridiplantae, Streptophyta, Magnoliopsida, Solanales, Solanaceae. The transcript is spliced from 5 exons. The record is from RefSeq and is a predicted model, not a curated record.
UUUUGUUUUAAAAUAUCAAUAGCAAAAAUGAGAAAAGAGAAGUGUCCCUAAUUGGCUAAUCAGAACAGAAACCCAAUUCCAAAUCUCUCAUCUCUCAUCUUCAUCUGCUCACUGUCACCGUCGCCUCACUGCCGGCGGUGGAGUUUCCGCAGAAAAACUUAGUGAUAUCUUUACAGAUUAAGUACUGAUGGUAUUUCUUAGCUGGACGCGUCCAUCUCCUGAAGAGCAGAAAGCAUGUAUCAACAAGUCUGGUUCAUUUAACUAUGAUAAUAGAUUCAGGGGAGCUACUGAGAAAUCUGCUCCUCUACUUAAGCAAGACAGAGAGCUUGCAAAGGAUGGUUUCUCUGUUAAUUGUGCUCGUGUUUUAGUCGGUUCAGGUGUUGAGACUUUUGAGAAGGGAAAAGCUGCCCUACAAAAUUGGAGGCAUUUUGGAUUGAAUUGGGCAUUUGUUGAUCCAAAAACUCCAAUUCAAAGUGGGACAAAGUUCUGUGUUUGUGUGAAGGAGUUCUUCCCGUGGCUUAUGAUGCCUCUACAGGUGGUUUAUGUCACUGAGAACAAAAACUCGAAAAAGGGGGCUUCAUUUAGUUUUGGCAGUGGAACUCUGCAAGGACAUUUGCUGAAAAACAAACUGAUUCCGAGUUCAAAGCCCAAUUGAUGUUGUACAAAUAGCAUCGGAGUGACCAACUUGUGACUUGCUUCUUAACAAUCUAGCAACUUGGUAUUGAGAUUUCCAGCGGCAUACCCAUUUUUCCCCCUUCUAUGCAGAUUGCAGAAUCAACCACAUUCAUUGUUUUGAACAAAAAGACUCAACUACUUGAGACCAUGAUUUUAAUUUUCUUCAUAAUCAAUAAAAAUCUAGAGACAGUAGAGAAUAACGCGUUGAAUUGUAGCAUUUGAUAUUCUGCAGAGAAUAUGUUCUGUAAUCUUUCACAAGGCGAAACAUGUGAAUGUGUUAGGUUGUAGCAUGAGAUACUCCAAAUGU